AUUUUUCUCAUUUUGUAUAAAUUUAGGACGUUUGGAAUUUAUUAGUGGUGGAUGGAGUAUGAAUGAUGAAGCCACAACACAUUAUUUGGCUAUCAUUGAUCAAAUGACUAUUGGAUUGCGAUGGCUGAAUGAAACAUUUGGAACAUGUGGAAGAACUAAAGUCGGAUGGCAGAUAGACACAUUUGGUCAUUCUAAAGAACAGGCUUCGUUAUUUUCUCAGAUGAGUUUUGAUGGUCUUUUCCUUGGACGCCUUCAUUACCAGGACAAAGCUUGGCGAGAAAGAAGCAAAACAAUGGAAUUUAUUUGGGAAACCAGUGAAAGCUUAGGUGAAAAAGCAGAUUUGUUUACUGGUGUUUUGCCUAAUGUAUACUGGCCUCCUAAAGGAUUCUGCUUUGAUACUUUGUGUUCAGAUGAGGAACUUACAGAAGAUAACAUUAAUUACAAAGCUCACAGUUUUAUUGCCAUAGCUGAAGAGCAGGCUAAAUAUUAUGCAACUAAUAAUAUCGUCAUGACUAUGGGUAUGGACUUUCACUUCAGAGAUGCUGGAAAAUGGUUUAGAAAUUUAGAUUAUCUAAUGAAUUAUGUAAAUUCACUGCAAGCUGUGGGUAUGAAAGUGAAUGUUUUUUAUUCCACUCCAACUUGUUAUUUAUUUAGUCUUUAUGAAUCAAAUAUGACAUGGCCUGUUCAGAAAGCUAAUUUCUUCCCAUAUGCAUCAAAGCAACAUGAAUAUUGGACUGGAUAUUUUACUAGCCGUCCUGCUCUCAAAUUCCAGAUUCGCAAGUAUAAUGCCUUUCUGCAGAUGUGCAAACAACUGGUAACUUUAGCAGAUGUGGAGAAUGCUGAUAUUAUGACACUUCAUAAAGCUCUUGGAGUUGUGCAACAUCAUGAUGGAAUUACAGGAACUGAAAAGCAGCAUGUUGCAGAUGAUUAUUCAAGGCUGUUAUCUGAAGGCUAUGCUUUAUGUGAGGAUGCUAUUGGAAAGUCAAUUCGUAUCCUGCUUUCAAAUGAUACUAUAUUACCUCGGCUUUAUUUUUGUGAACAUUUAAAUGUCAGUCAGUGCUUGUUCACUGAGCUAGAAAAUCAGUAUCUUGUAAUUGUAUAUAAUUCUCUGUCCCAUCCUGUGAAGUCAUUCGUAAGGCUGCCAGUUCUUGGUGAAGGUUAUUCUAUCAAACAGCUGUCAAAAAGGAGAAAGUCCAUUCCUGCUCAAGUUGUGCCUAUUCCACCUUCUGUUAUUAGUCUACCUGAAAGGUCUAGUUUGGCUACAAAUGAAUUGAUUUUUCCCAUUUCAUUACCACCUUUAGGAUUUUCUGUAUAUGGUGUAAAGAUGCUUGCUGAUUUGGAACCUGUUAUUGACAUUGAAAGUGGCCGCAUUUCAAUAUCUAUCCAAGAUGCUACAAUUCAAAAUGAGAAUCUUCGAGUAGUCAUUGAUGGGUAUUCUGGAUUAUUGAAAGAAAUAGUUUUACUCAAAACUGGAACACGAGUUCCUGUGAAACAAUCAUUUUACUACUAUGAGGGUAUGCCUGGGUAUAGAAUAGAAAGAGCAUCAGGUGCCUAUGCUUUUAAUCCUCAACAUGAUAUUGCAUAUCCCUUAGCUGAAAAUAUUACUUAUAGAGUUUUUAAGGGACCAUUAGUUGAAGAAAUCCAUCAAUAUUACGCACCUUGGAUAAGUCAGAUUAUACGUGUAUAUAAGGGGAAGAAACAUGUGGAAUUUGACUAUGUUAUUGGGCCUAUUCCAGUACAUGACCACAUUGGAAGAGAAAUUAUAACUCGCUUUGAUACACAGCUUCAGAAUAAUGGAACAUUCUUUACAGAUUCUAACAGUAGACAAACUGUAAAAAAUGUGCGAAAUUUUCAAGAAACCUUUCCUUGGAAUGUAACUGAAAGAAUAGCAGGAAAUUACUAUCCAGUUACUUCAUGGAUUUACAUACAGGAUGAAGCUGAAGAUCUUCAGCUUACAAUUUUGCCUGAUAGAGCACAAGGAGGAAGUAGUGUUACUGACGGAUCUAUUGAGCUAAUGUUGCACAGGAGACUGCUUUUUGAUGAUGGAUUUGGUGUAAAUGAAGCACUCAAUGAGCCAGGGUUCGAUGGCAGAGGUCUAGUAGUCAGAGGAUCUCACUACCUUACUUUGGGACCUAUUGAAGAUAUGAUUCCAUACACAAAGCGGUUAGCUAAAAUGCGUUUUCAUUAUCCUUUGGUUGCUUUUUCAAAGCUAAAUUUUUACAACUUGUCCCGAUAUUCACUUAAUGAAUUUCGAGCCUUAAAACGCAGAUUGCCUCAAAACAUUCAUGUAUUAACACUCGAGAGACUGGAUGAUCAUAGAAUAUUGUUGAGGCUGGAACAUUUUCAUGAAAAAGAUGAUGAUCCCAAUCUGUCUGAGAGUGUCACAGUUUCUCUGAAUAAUCUGUUCAGACCUUUCAAAGUUAUAUAUUAUGAAGAAACAACACUCUCUGCAAAUAAAUAUUUGUAUGAAACUGAAAAGUUAAAUUGGGCAAUUGCAAAUGGUGAAGAUAAUGGCUAUGAAUAUUCAAGUAAUCAUCUACAUAGAGUUUUGCAAGCUGAUUCAAAUGAAAGUUUUUCUAUGCAGGAUGGGGAAGAAGGUCAUCUAAUUAUAACACUGAAACCAAUGGAGAUUCGAACAUUUAUUCUGAAAGUAGAUUAUUAUGUUACCCUCUGAAUCAAAACAGCAUUUGUUAUGUAAAACCCAAACUUUUUGCUUUGUAAAUAUUUUUGUGGAAAUAUUUUAAUCAAGUUAGAGCUAGUCUCUUUGUUUUCAAUUUUUAUUUUUAUGCAUUUUUGUGACGUUCUAGUCACAAAUUAUAUAUGCUUUUCUUUAUUUUUAUUUGUUCUGUAUGUAAAUUAUUAGAA
This is a messenger RNA of Stegodyphus dumicola, 2865 nucleotides long. RefSeq names its product lysosomal alpha-mannosidase-like. The record is from RefSeq and is a predicted model, not a curated record. Gene Ontology annotation, molecular function: carbohydrate binding; alpha-mannosidase activity. NCBI's taxonomy places the organism in Eukaryota, Metazoa, Arthropoda, Arachnida, Araneae, Eresidae. Gene Ontology annotation, cellular component: lysosome. Gene Ontology annotation, biological process: mannose metabolic process.